AUGCCGCCGAAAACCAUGUCUGGGUUCUUCCUGGGCGUCGAGCUCGCCACGGACCAGCUGCGUGCGUCGAUCGUGGACGAAAACUUGGAGCUGGUGGGCGUAGAGUCCGUGGACUUUGACACGGAGCUGCUGGAGUACCAGACGCACGGCGGGAUCUUCACGACGCCCGGCGACGCGUACACGACGCCCGUCGAGAUGUGGAUCAAGGCCUUUGACCUGCUCAUGGAAAAGAUCGGCAAGGGAUACGACCUGGGGAGGAUCAGGGCUAUCGGCGGCGCAGCCCAGCAUGCGCUCGUCUGGUGGCACGCCAGCCAAAUGCCCCAGCUCCAGACGCUCGACCCUCGCCUGCCGAUCCACACGCAGAUCCCGCUCACCGCGUUCACGAUGCAGAACACGCCCGUCGCGCAGGACACGUCUGCGCACACGCAUGCCCUCGCGCUCGAGGCCGCGCUCGGUGGGCCGGACCUCAUGGCCGCGCGCGUAGGGACGUGCGCGCAUGCGUCGCUGCUCGCGGCGCAGCUCCUGAGGGUGCGCGAGGCGUGGCCCGAGAUCUGGGCGCGCACAGGCAAGGUGCAGGUCGCGAGCAGCUUCGUCGCAAGUCUCUUCUGCGGGGCGUACGCCGGCAUGGGCGAGGCGGAGGCGUGCGCGACGGGCCUCUGGUCACACUCAGGGCCGCAGGCGACGGGAACACCGAGCCACUGGGACGAGGGCGUGUUGGAGAUCGUGGGCGGGAGCAGGGACGAGGGCAGGCGGAUCUGGGGAUGGCUGGGCGAUGUGGACAUCUCGGGCGGGCGGCGGAGAAUUGGCAGCAUCUCGCGAUACCUGGUCGAGCGGUAUGGUUUCGAUCCCGAAACUAUCGUCACACCCUUCACGUCGGACUACCUCUCAACAUAUCUUUCCCUAUGUCCCACACCCUCCGAUGCUGUGCUCUCAUUUGGCCCUAUGGACGCCCUGCUGGCUCCGGCGACUAAUUACAUACCCACUCGUCUGUACACCCUCUUCCCACAUCCUGCCCAGGACGCUAGCGAGCGGAGACGCUACGUCCUCAUGCUAUCAAGCAGGAAUGCAGACGUUCCUCGAGCGCUCGUACGCGACAUGUACACGAAGAGCUGGAGCGCAUUUGACCGCUUGGUAGCCAUCGUACCGCCCGGAGGAUCAAUAGGACUCGACGACAAGCUCUUCAGUUACUGGCUGCUCCAAGGAGACAGCUAUCCCUUCUCACAUGUGAAGGGCAUCUUCCGUUUCGAGACUGGUGUGAAGGUGAACGAGUUCCGGGACCUCCGUGCGAACCCCCGGUGCCUCCUCGAGAGCCAGGUUCUCUCCUUCCGCAUUCGCUGGUCCCGCAUGCUCUCCACCGGUGUCCUCGGGCCCAACGCCGGCCGCGGCCGUGCCGCGAACGCCUCACCAAGCCCAGUGUCCCAGCAGAAGCGCAACCCGACGGGGUCGGCAAACAACAUGGGCCUCCCGUUCGACCCGUACGACUACACGCCCCUCCCAGCACGCGUCCUCUCCACCGGGGCCGCCGCCAACUUCCCGUCCAUCUCCAACCUCGUCGGCGACAUCUUCAACGCGCCCGUCCUGGUGCCCACCACGCAGAUCGACGGCGCACAGGUCGUGCCGCACCGGAACGCGCCCCCACAGGGCUUCCCCGCGCGGGCUGCGCUCGGGGGCUCGUACGUCGCGCGGUGGGUGUGGGGCAAGGAGAAGGGCACGCCCGCGGGGACGGGCCGCGGCGGCUUCGAGGAGGAGAUCCGGCGCCUGCUCGCGAAGCGCUGGGCGGCGGCGGGUGGCGCGGCGAUCCGGACGAACGUGAACGCGCCGGCGGGCAGCAAGGCGCCGAGCGCGGCGGGGAGCGGCGCGAGCACGCCGUACGGGCACGGCGCGCGCUCGGCGCUCGGCGCGACGAUCCUCGUGGAGGAGGACGAGGACGAGGGCGAGGAGAUGGACAGGAUCGGCGGGAUGCAGGGCGCGUAUGGGGCCGCGUUCGGCGAGGGCGACCUCGGGCGGAUGCGGACGAUGACGGGCUCGACGGCGGGCACGGCCAUGUCGGGCAGCACCCUCGACGGGCCGUCCACGGCGUUCACCACGCCCGACUUGGGCGGGACGACGCCUACGAGCGGCGAGGCGCCCGCGCUCGACCCCGCUGCGCCGUCCACCCCCGCCGCCCUCACCCCCGUCACGGCGAUGCCGACGUCCGACGCGGAGCUGCAGCUCGGCCUCGCGAAGGUCGCGGAGCCGGACGUGGACGCGUUCAUGUCGUACGCCGCGAUCGUGCCCGAGUUCUGCAGGCUCGAGGGCCUGAUGAUCAAGUCGCUCGUCUGA
Messenger RNA from Fomitopsis serialis, 2322 nucleotides. RefSeq names its product actin-like ATPase domain-containing protein. Gene Ontology annotation, molecular function: D-xylulokinase activity. The record is from RefSeq and is a predicted model, not a curated record. Gene Ontology annotation, cellular component: cytosol. NCBI's taxonomy places the organism in Eukaryota, Fungi, Basidiomycota, Agaricomycetes, Polyporales, Fomitopsidaceae. Bases 1 to 2322 code for a protein of 773 amino acids. Gene Ontology annotation, biological process: xylulose metabolic process. The transcript is spliced from 6 exons.